UAUCAACAAAACCAAAUCAAAACAUUAAAUUUUUUAUCCUUUCAUUUUAUCAAAUUUUAAGAACUGUUAUCAAGACAUUAUGUUUAGAUAAUAUACUAUUUUCUACCUUUAGUUUCUACGGAAUAUCGAUGAAGGUUGUUAACCAAAACUCAUUUAAGGCGAGAAUAAACAGAUCCAAGUGCCAUGAAUAGGUUAGGAGAGCCCCUUUUGGUAGCAAAAAUUCAACGGUUUUUCGGAAUAGAGCCAUUGCCGAACGACAAGGAAGUAUACCGGUCAGAAGCCAAAGAAAAACAAAACUAUGUAAUAAAAAAUAAGCUAUGGUAUUAUCUAUUUGUAUUUGGAACAGCACUGGGCGAUGAAGUCUUUUACUCAACAUUUAUACCAUUUUGGUUCUGGAACAUUGAUGGGGCAGUAGGUAGAAGAGUUGUCCUAGUUUGGGCAAUAUUAAUGUACAUAGGGCAAGGAAUAAAAGAUAUGGUAAGAUGGCCCAGACCUGGCCCUCCGGUGAUUCAGCUAGAAAAAAAAUGGGCUUUGGAAUAUGGAUUUCCAUCUACUCAUGCCAUAGUAGGAGUCUCCAUACCAUUUUCUGUCAUUCUCUAUACAAUGAACCGGUAUGAGUACAAUAUUGCCCUGGGAAUUGGUAUUGCUCUUUUAUGGUGCAGUAUUGUAUGUUUCAGUAGAUUGUAUCUGGGUAUGCACAGUGUUUUGGAUAUCAUAGCUGGGGUAGUUCUAGCUGUGACUCUUAUGAUUCCACUGGUGCCUUUAAUUGAUUAUAUUGAUGAAUAUCUUUUAGUAAGCCCAACAACACCAUUUUUACUUGUCACUUUAUCUAUUUUGAUGAUAUUUUACUACCCAAGUACCGGAAAAUGGACACCAACAAGAGGUGAUACAACUAUGAUUUUAUCAGUCAGUGUAGGAGUUAUUAGUGGUGCAUGGCUAAACUACCAAACUGGCUUAAUGACUAAGUCAGAUCUCGCUAUUCCACACAUAAUCAUGUGGCCUUCCUGGACUAUGUUUGGUUAUCUUAUUCUUAGAACACUACUUGGAUUUUUAUGUGUCCUGGCAACUAGACAAGUCGUAAAAUCCCUCUCUUACAGCUUCAUUUGCAUGCUUGUUAAGCAAGAUGAAACAACAAUAAAGCAGUCAAAAAACACUUGGCAGAACAAACAUAAAACGUUCGUAGAACUGGGGUGUAAGUACCUGACUUGCGGAGCUAUUGGCUUUAAUAUGUUAUAUACUUUGCCCCAACUGUUUAGGUUUUUGAAAAUUGAACGACCAACCUUCUUUACGGAGAUAUAAUUUUUUUUUAUCAUUUACUAGUCUUAUACACUUCUUUAUAUCAUAUAUGAGAUUAUAAUGUUUUUCUUAAAUUAAUUGUAUAAGUCGUACAGGUCACUUUUUUACAUAUCUAUGCAAAAUUUAUUGUUAUGUAAACCUCAGUUUAAAAGCGUAAUACCAAAUCUUCAAGAAAGAAAACUUAAUAUAUGCCAAAUAUUAGUAUUAUGAAAGUCUAUGUAUGUCAUUACAAAUAAAACUUUUUUUAAUCCAGCUGAUCUAUUAUAUAUUAACUUUAUAAGUAAAUGUUGUUCUGGAAUGGCAGACAUGUUCCAAAAUACUCAUUAACGAAUAAAAAUGGACGAGAACAGCCUUGAAUAUAUAAAAUUUAUUUAUUUAUUUAUUCCAAGGCAAAGGAAGUGAGGAGUCUAAAAUUUUAAAGUAUGCGAAAAAGUAUAAUCAUUUUACAUUUACACUGCCAAGAGACGCUUUGCACUUCUUUAAUAGCCAUGCAAUAAAAUAGUAAACCGGUUUUUACUAAUUUUAGAGUAAAUAUAAACUCUUACUCAACAUGUUUUAAAUCCAGCCCUUUUAGUGCAUAGUUUUAGAUUUAAAAUUCUCGUUAUUAAGUACAAGCCUUGUUCAUACUAUAUUAGUGAUUUUAAACUAUUCAAAUCUUCCAAGGGCUUCAGUAAUACACACGUGAUAUACUACUUUUAAAUUUUCAAGGAAACAAUCGCAAGGCAAAUGCUGCCUUAAAAAUAUAUUUGGACUUGGAUAUAUGGGUCCAGAAAAUAUCUUGCUGGAUUUUUUAGUUGAAAAUGAUUCGUAAAGCUGCUGGGCGCAAGCAAAUGGUUCUCCCUAAAAAAUAAAUCCUGUAUAUUGAGUCUAAAAUUAGCAAUUUUAAAGAUACUCCAUCCAUUUUUUAGAUGUAAAUCUAGUAAACCUUACUGCGUAGUUUAAAUAAAAAUUAAAGGAAAAUCUUAUUUGUUGAUUUUGCCUUACGUUGAAAUAUAUGUAAGUAUUAUGCCA
This is a messenger RNA of Anthonomus grandis grandis, 2307 nucleotides long. RefSeq names its product sphingosine-1-phosphate phosphatase 2-like. Gene Ontology annotation, biological process: sphingosine metabolic process; phospholipid dephosphorylation. The transcript is spliced from 4 exons. Lineage: Eukaryota; Metazoa; Arthropoda; Insecta; Coleoptera; Curculionidae. Bases 184 to 1299 code for a protein of 371 amino acids. Gene Ontology annotation, cellular component: endoplasmic reticulum membrane. The record is from RefSeq and is a predicted model, not a curated record. Gene Ontology annotation, molecular function: sphingosine-1-phosphate phosphatase activity.